This is a messenger RNA of Hippocampus zosterae (dwarf seahorse), 8225 nucleotides long. RefSeq names its product solute carrier family 16 member 2 (gene slc16a2). Gene Ontology annotation, biological process: transmembrane transport. The transcript is spliced from 7 exons. Gene Ontology annotation, molecular function: monocarboxylic acid transmembrane transporter activity; thyroid hormone transmembrane transporter activity. Lineage: Eukaryota; Metazoa; Chordata; Actinopteri; Syngnathiformes; Syngnathidae. The record is from RefSeq and is a predicted model, not a curated record. The coding region runs from base 473 to 2125 and encodes 550 amino acids.
GUGUUAGUUAUUGAAUGACGGCCCUACCGGCGGCAGUGUUUUGAUCGGAGUGUGGACGGGACGAGACAGCCUAUGAAGUAUCCCCACAAAAAAUUGGUCACAUUUUAUUGGAACAAUUUAACCUCGGUCAGCUUUUGUUGCGUUGUUGUGGGGGACAAGUGCUACCUCGGCCGAGACGAGGUGCUUGCAGGUCGGUUGUCAGGUUCUUUGGUGGGCGAGGAAACAAAAAGUAAACAUGGUAUCUUUGUGUUAAGACUUUAUUUAAAAUUUUAAUUCUUGAAUGCACACAUUCAAUCGGCUCGUGGCUCUAUUGAUGCCGAUGCUGUGAGCAGCGCUAAGGGUAUUGUCGGCCACUAUGUUUUGAAAGAGAGCCAAUCAAAUUUGCUAUUCAAAUCCACCCUUAUGUCAGUGACCUACAUCUCAUGUGUGUACGCAAAGAGCCCGCAGUCUCCUCAACGCUAGAGCAGGCAGCAUGGGGACGAACGGGGUAGACGACCAUGCGCAACCGUCUAGCCGGGUGUCCGAGGCAGAACAGUCGGCCGAGCAGGACGAUGCUGCUCAAGAGUCGGCGGGCUUAAAGAAGGAUGAGCGUUCAGGGGAGAGCGAUCUUAAAGUCCCUCAGGAGGACAGCAACGUGCAACUGGUCGAGGCUGGAUUUAAGUCGAUCUCAUCCUCGGCUCUCGAAACUGACACGGCAGAAAGGCACGGCGCGUUAUUCUCGCCGCCGGAAGGAGGUUUUGGCUGGCUCGUGGUUUUGGCAGCCACCUGGUGCAAUGGGUCCAUCUUCGGGAUUCAGAACUCCUUUGGCAUCCUGCACAUGAUGCUGGUGAGGGAGCACGCAGACACCGAGGACAAGACGUCACAGUUCAAAGUGGCUUGGGUCGGGUCCCUCGCCAUGGGGAUGAUAUUCUUCUGUUCACCGGUGGUCAGCAUGUUCACGGACCACUUUGGCUGUCGGAAAACUGCUGUCAGUGGGGCGCUCCUGGCUUUCAUUGGAUUGCUCAGUACAUCCUUUGCAAACUCCUUGAGCCUCCGCUAUUUUACUUAUGGCAUACUGUUUGGCUGUGGAUCCUCCUUCGCUUUCCAACCCUCUUUGGUCAUCCUCGGCCACUACUUUCGCCGGCGCCUGGGCUUUGCCAACGGCGUGGUGACGGCAGGUGCCAGCCUCUUCUCCAUGGGUCUCCCGGUUUUGCUGAACAAAGUAGUGGAGCCGCUGGGACUCAGCAGGACCUUCCAGAUCCUCAGCCUCUUCAUGCUUGUGCAAGCCUUGCUGGCAUUAACAUUCAAGCCGUUGCUACCAGCUGGACUUUGCAUGGGACAGACGGGCCCCGCUGAGUCUCAAAAACAGGCAGGGGUGACUCCUCAAAGUGGGAACUGGUGGCAUAAGGCGUUGUUAUGGGUCAGAAAGUACUUCAACCUGCGAGUCUUUCACAUCCUCACUUACCGUGUGUGGGCAUUUGGAGUUGCUACAGCAGUAUUGGGCUACUUUGUGCCUUAUGUGCAUCUGAUGCACUUUGUCGAGGAGCAGUUCAAGGGCACCGAGAAGGAAUGGGUACUCCUUGUGUGCAUUGGAGCGUCAUCAGGGGUGGGGCGUCUUACUUUUGGCAAAGUUGGAGACCUUAUUCCAGGUCUGAAGAAAAUCUACAUGCAGGUGGCAUCCUUCAUAGCCCUGGGACUCAUGUCCAUUAUGAUCCCUCAGUGUUCUCGCUUUGAGGAACUUAUAGUCGUAUGUGCAUUCCUGGGAUUGUGUGACGGAUGCUUCCUCACCAUGAUGGCUCCCAUUGCAUUUGAGCUGGUUGGGCCCAUGCAAGCAUCACAGGCCAUAGGAUACCUGCUUGGCCUCAUGUCUCUUCCAAUGACUGCAGGUCCACCCAUUGCAGGUCUGCUGCACGACUACUUAGAGGACUACAAAGUAGCCUUUUCUGUAGCUGGUGUGCCCCCCAUAAUCGGUGGGGUGAUGCUGUUCUUUGUUCCCCUAAUACACCGCCGACUGGAGUGUGGCAGCACGCCAGCAGCACCAGAAGAGAUGACCACUCGCAUGUUACCCAGCGCCCAACCGACACCAAAGAGCUGCUCCAAUGGAGACAUGCUGCCCGGCUACACUGAUGCUGAGACCCAUAUCUGACUUAGACCGAUUUCCCGUCUCCUGAUUGGACUGGUGGGACUGUCCUGUUGCCUGACCAUUAAUUCCGUCCUCCUCCUAGAACCUUGCUUGGUGGUUUCAUAAGAGAAACAGAAUUUGAAGCCGGAUUAGGGAUGAUAAGAAGGCUCACCGCUAUACAAGUUAAGGAGAUGAAGCAAAACACAGUCUGAGAAGGCAGCAAAAUAUCCUCCAAGAGGAAUGAAAUUUUUAAAAAAAAUAUAAUUGGGAUUAAUCUCAAAACCUGAGUUAAUAUUUUGCUUUCAUUUUGAAGUCUAAAUAUAAUGUAUUUUAAUGAUACAAAUGUGGAGUGGACCCCGUUCAUAUUUGCAGUUUGCCACCCGAGGACUGAUCUCAAAAUUUGUGGAAGCCCAAAUACUGUGUGUGUGUGUGUGUGUGUGUGUGUGUGUGCGUGUGUGUACACGUAUGUUUUUAUAUAUAUAUAUAUAUAUAUAUAUAUAUAUAUAUAUAUAUAUAUAUAUAUACCCACACACAUUUUUUUCAGUUUUUUUUGUUUUACUUCAUUUCAUUCAGAAACCAGACCUCGUUUUUCAUGAAGAACACUUAUAUAUACAGUAUAUAUAAACAGUAUAUCCCUGUUUAUUUAAUCAUUUGGGGGUGGGGUUGGUCCAUGCAGUUAAAAUGGCCGUCAAUUCUUCACUGAUUUUCGAUGUUUGUGGUGGGGCUUGGUCCUUAAAGCUUAUGAACAGCGAGGGUCCGCUGCUUUUUCACUCCAUAAAAAUAACUAAAUAAAAGAAAUCCUUUUAUGGUGUACUUGCUUAUCAGUAAGUAUGAUUGAUCCCAUUACCUUUAAAAUGGACGAAAUGUACUCUUAAUGGUAUAUUGGCUUCCCCUUGUGAUAGCAUGUACUGUAUUAUGUUGCCAAUAUCACUGGAGGGAAAAACCAUAAUGAGCCUCACCUCAACUGAAACACAUACUUGCCGCAUUAACGACUUUACCAGGCAGCUUCAUAGGAGACAGAAGUGUAACUGAGGAAGUGUUUCCUUCGCGCGCACAAGGAAAAUGUUAUUCAUAUCCUCCUGACUACCAGGAAAAAAUGUUGUCCAAUCACAUUUAUUUUGAAAUUCCCCAAUCUAUGUGAAGUAAAUUGGACUACUCCAAAAGAAAUUUUUGAAAUCCCACUACGUUUUUUAAACAGGCUCCAAUACACUUAAAACAACUCAAACAACACUUUAACGUGUUCAUAAGAGUCUUACAAUUAAAAUGCCAACAGCAUUUCAAGACAACAUGUGUUUGGUAAAAAGUAUUAAUUUUCCUCUUCCCAUAAAAAGUGCUUGCACUGAGGGAAGACAUUUUCUUACUUUUUCUAACCGAUGCAAAUUUGGUAUCAUUGGAAAGCACUAAAUGUCCUCUUUAGAGCAACAAAAGGAGUUAAUGUGAUUGGAUGCACUGGGUGGGAGAUAUUUAGGUUCACAAAUGUCCUCUACAGAGGACAAAUUUGAACUACUGGUAGUCAGGAGGAUAUUGUGUUUCACGAUGGGUGCUUGAUAGAUAACACGAAGCCGGGUCACUGAAAUUCCAUGCUGUGCUUCGAAUUUGGAUUUAGUUUCCAAAUGCUCCAGAUCGUAUACUUUUUGUUUUCAGAUUUGGAGGCAGAGAUUUCUAAAUCAUGAGACAAUCCGUGGCUCUCAUCAUUGAGUACUCAUUUUUUCCCUUGUGGUUUCUCACUACAGGAUAUUGUAUCAAGGUAGGGCCAUAUUAACGAUACAAUUUUUUUCCACCUUUAAAUUUAAAAGCCUCUUGGAACGUUUCCCUUGCAGUGGGAAUUUCUUCUUUCUUCCCCUCUACCAUUCUCUUUAACAGUGAAUUUGAACUGGGUCAUCUGAUGAGAAGGAAAGCUUUAAUCUUCCUUCUUUUGUCUUAUUUGCUAAUCCUUUCAUUCCUUCUUUUAUCCACCUUCUUCUUAAGCCCCUUGAGCCUUCAUGUGAAUUGUGGGCAUGGCUUCCAGUAUGACUAGGAACCGUCGUUUUCUUUACAGAGUAACUGGAUGCCGGAGUACACUUUCGAUCACAGUUAGAAUCUUAAACAAAUAGGGAAUGACAGUUGUCGCAACUGAGUCCUGCUUCCUACUACUGUAGCUGGGUAGAAGGAGUCGCAUGUUUAGCUACUUUCUGCACUCUGUCACUUCAGAUGGCGAGUUUGUUUGUUUGUUUGUUUGUUUAUUGAACAUAUAAAACACAAUAAAACAACAAAUUGACAAAAGUGAAGGCAAGCUAAAAUUGUAAAAAGGAAAGGGAAAAACCCCCAGUUAUCGUCACAAUUCUAUGUUCAAAGGAGUAGGAAGAAGUAAAAAAUGUAUCUAGUCCUACCCCUUCAUGUUAAUGAGCUAUCUCAAAAGCUCUGAGCCGUAUCAUUUCUGAUAAAGUUGGCCGCGUUUUGUCAAGUGGUUGGACACCGACUGUGUGGACAUAGACUGUGUCACAUAGUCUUACUUCCCUUCAAGCUGAUGUAGGACCCCUUGUUGUCGUUUUUUUUUUCUCUUCUUCUUUCUACAUACAUUCUUGCUGCUGGAGGCUGUAAAUUUCCCCAUUGUGGGACAAAUAAAGGAUAUCUUAUCUUAUCUUAUCUUAAUCUUAUAUCAGUACUACAACUUCCCAUUACAUGGUAACCGCAUCACCUAUCGUAUGUGCUCCAAAAAACCCAGUACAUAAUAACAACAAAAGCAUUACAUGCAGAUUCAUAUUAAAAUACUGAAUCGCUUAACAAUUUGCUUGUGCUGAAAUUAUUGAAAUUUGAAGUGAAUACGGAACAGCAACAGGAGAAGCUUCCCUGGUGGUUGUCGUAAUGUGAGCAUAAAGUUUGAUGCGCGUGCUGCUCUGUGUGCUUUCGAUCCACAAAACGAAAGGAGCACACAAAGAAUAUUUUGGCGAGACCUUCCCCCCCACCACAACAAAAAAGAGAUUUUUUUUGGGGCCUAAUUCUUUGUUCCUCAUCUCCCCUUAUACCCCGUGAAAACUGAACCGAUUCUCGCAUCAUUCUCUCCUCACCUGGGGAGGAAGUUCAAAACUUUGCUCUUUCUCGCCACAGAUUAAAUGCUACAGGGUCUUAUAAUCGAUCCAACGAAAGCCGCUGAAGCAAAUGACUAACUAUUACUUAUGGUGUCUUACAGGAACUCACUCCCAUAAUGGGUUCUACACCAGAGCCCUGAAAAAUAAGGUGGAUUACCUUUUCUAAGACAUUGUUUUCUUUAUCUAUAGAUUAUUGUCAUAACAACACUCAUUUCUGAUGAUGCCUAACCGGUAAAGGAGACACAAGAGCUGAACCUCAAAUGAGUGUGCUGAUUACAUAAUAGAUAGAUGGACUAAGCUAACGUUACAAUCAUUUUCUUACAAAAUAAACCAUGUGACGAAACAAUCAAACUAGUUCUAGCUAGCCACAUUAGCUAACUUGUCCUUAAAUAGAACGACCAAAAUGUACGGGUUUCACCGUAAUUCAAUUUUAAUUCAUGAUGUAUAAUUUGCUUAAUAUUAUUCCUCAAACAUUCACAAAUUACAUAUUUUUGUAAACAGCUGAAGUGAGAUUCACAGUACAUUCACCGGUAUGUGCUCUAACAGGUAGACUUAAUAAUCGGGCGAACCAAAAUAUGCGUUUAAGCAUAAAAAACACAGGCAGCCAGAUUAUGUUAUAUUAUUUUCACAUCCCAUUUGACAAAACAUUCAUUGAUUACAUUAAAAUGUACAGGCUGCAUGAGAUUUUCAUGCACCAGGCAUACACUGUAAACACGUUCUAGCUUGCCGUACAAGCUAGCUGGUCCUCUAAAUAAAGCAAAGUAAACAGGUUCUGCUGCAUAUCCUGUAAUUAGUCAGUGACAAAUGUUCAAUUUUUUUUUUUGCUGUCAUUAUUUGCUUAUUAACAGAUAAGAUUUUUGUAGAAGACGACUGUUAGUCUACUGCAAUGAAUAGAACAGUCAGCAGGAAGGUCUUUGCAGACUCAGAUCUCAGUUUUCAUUUAAUUUUUAGUAUUGUUGCUGUGAAUAGUAUACAGUUGGAAGCUGUAAUUUCCUGAAACUUCACUUUUUUCUUUUUGGGGAUAGUGGAGCAAGUAAUACAAGUACACUUGAAUCAGUAACCUCAAUUCAAAACAAAUCUACUUUUUCAAACCGGUCAGCUCAGGUUCACUUCAUACCAAUUCCAACUUCAAUACCUGCUUACUUAAUUCGUCAAAACAUAGCCUUCUUUUUCUCAACCGAGAUUAAAAAUACAAAUUAUCAUCGUUACUUGACUAGUUGUAUGUGUGUGUUUUUUUUUAACUUUACUGAUAAUAGCUGUGUGAAUUUUCACUUUGUGAAAACUGAAUCGUGAGCUACAUGUACAGUGGAACCACCAAAUUAGAACAUGCUAAAAGUGGAACAAUGUGGAUUUCAACCCAAAUUAUUCCUCAAGUCAGGCAAAACCUGGUUCAAAUCCUUAAAAUGUGUGACAUCCCACGCAACUUCAGCCAAUGCUUGAGUGAUGUCAAUGAUGGAAAGUGUGAUGAUCCCCAUAGAAUGGGGCAGGUCUGGCUGCUCUUUACAAUAUGAGGAAUACAGUUUUUACAAGACUUUAUCUUUCCCAGCAUAUAAAGCAUUUAAACAACAUCGGGUGUCAGUAUCACUGUAGGAACACUUUGCUCUUCCCUCUAAUAUUAUGCUUCUGUUACUGUUCUUUGAAGUGUAAGCAGUAUUACUUAACACGGUGGUGCCUUGAGAUAAAAGUUUAAUUCAUUCCCCAUAAACGCUCGUAAUUCAAAAUGCUUGCCUGUCAUGUCAGCUUUUUCCCCAUUGAUAUGAAUGGUAAUGCCAUUCGUCCUUACAGCCUAUGCCAAAAAAUCCUACAAAUAUUGUUGUCAUGCGCUUUAAAAAAAAAAGAAAAAUAGUACCCCAUAAUAUUGUGCUUAAAAUAAACAUUCAUUGGAGUGCCAGGUUACAACACUUAUAUCUCGAAUUUUUGUUCGCUUGCAUUCAAAACUCAAAAAAACUCAUUAAGUUGGGUCACCCGUAUCUCAAGGCGUUGCUGUAUUAGUUAUGCAGUAUUUAGUGCCAGCUGCGGAGCUCCCAUUGCAUUUGUACAGAUAAUUUAUUUGUUAUUGUUUUCAAAGCUUAACUUUUUCCACUUGUAUGAAAAUAGGAAUGUUACUUAAAUGACUGCUUGUACAGCUUAGCAAGGUUCUUUGAUGAUUUUGUCCUGCCUAUUGAACAGCUACACGGAACAGAUUGUGGCGGCUCUUUGGUGGUUCCACUGUACCAAACAAUAUUGUCGUAUUAAAUGAAAGUAAGGAGAAACAAAAGCAAACACACAGAAUGAAACCAAGAUUAAUAGCCGCUUUUGGUUUCUGGCUCGCCAUCUACUGAGCUGGUGAUUUAUUGUCUCGAGCUUGUGAUCUAUUUCUGUGACUCCUUCACUUACUAAAACCACGGCAAGUUAAAUGGUUAACUUUAGCCAACGCGUGUCAUAUUUUACUCUGAACACUACUGUUAAUUUAAUUAGACAUUUUUGUUGUUCAUUUCUGAAAGUCAUGCACUUAAUUAAAAUGUUGUACUUAUCUGUUGGUGCUUGCGACGCUCAGAUCAGGUGCAAUCAUCCAAGCUGGCUGUGCAAAGGACAAAGUUACUGUUAAACUUGUCCUGAUCAUGAAUAAAUGAAGCCGAGCUACGAUUUUUUUUUUUUUUUUUUUAAAUAUGAUCACUUGUGCAAUCAAUAUGUUGAGUUACAUUUCAUUGAACAGUUGCUGACAUUCACACCUCUCACAAAACAAAUCAGUCACUCUCACCUCAUUUGACUCUUAUACAUAGGAAAUGAUGAUUAAAAAAAAAAAAGAACUAGUUCGUGUAGAAAAAUGUGUUAUUCUCCUCUGAAAAUGUGCCAUUUUUUCUAAUCUACUGACCUCAAUCUUUUGCCUACUCUUGUACUGUUUGUUUGCGAACAAUAGACCACCAAUAUGUCAAGCAAGCGCUUAAAGUCUACAUGUUAUUCAUAUGAAGCUGAGCCAUGACUUUGCAAGAAUCUCUCCAACAGCACCUCAUUCACACUGCCAAGGUGUGAUUCCAACACGAAUAUUUUGCCAGAGCCACAAUCACAAAAGAAAA